AUGGCUUCAAAGUUGGGCGGGCCUGAUCCCAGUAUGAACUCUAGACUCGCGCAUGCGAUCGCAGUUGCGAAAAAGGGCCAGCUUUCAAAGACUGCCAUCGAGAACGCCAUCGCCAAAGGACAGGGAAAAUCUCCCAGUGGCCAAGCUCUUGAAAAUGUCACCAUCGAAGCCAUGCUACCUCACGGCGUUGCUGCCAUGAUUGAGUGCCAGACCGACAACAAGGCGAGGACUCUGACGGACAUCCGCUAUAUCAUCACGAAAGCCGGCGGCACAGUCACUCCUACCGCGUUCAUGUUCGAGAAAAAGGGGCGAGUCUCGUUUGAAGAGCAGGAAAAGAUCGGUGUUGAGGACGCCCUGGAGGAUGCGAUCGAGGCGGGCGCCCUCGACAUUGCGUCGGAAGAGAACAAGCUGGUGGUCGAGACAGAGCCUGGCGAUGUCAUAGCUGUCGCCCAGAGACUCCAAAACAAAUUGGGAAUCCAGGUGGAAAAGGCAGAGGUGGUAUACAUGCCGAAUGAGGAUUCCAUGAUUACCCUGUCCGCAGAACAGGAGCAAGAGGUGCAGACCAUUCUAGACUCAUUAGAAGAAGACCCCAGUCUUCAGAAUCUGUAUAUUAAUGUUGAGCCUGCAUGA
Messenger RNA from Fonsecaea erecta, 630 nucleotides. RefSeq lists its product as hypothetical. Gene Ontology annotation, cellular component: mitochondrion. NCBI's taxonomy places the organism in Eukaryota, Fungi, Ascomycota, Eurotiomycetes, Chaetothyriales, Herpotrichiellaceae. The coding region runs from base 1 to 630 and encodes 209 amino acids. The transcript has 2 exons. The record is from RefSeq and is a predicted model, not a curated record.